Molecule: messenger RNA, 357 nt
Organism: Necator americanus (New World hookworm)
Lineage: Eukaryota; Metazoa; Nematoda; Chromadorea; Rhabditida; Ancylostomatidae
Exons: 3
Coding region: 1-357 (118 amino acids)
Source: RefSeq, a predicted model, not a curated record
AUGAAGUUUGACGUUUACGAAUCCGUUCAAAAUGACUAUCAGGGACUAAUCGAUGAGUCAGCUCCAUUAUUAUUAUUCCAUAAUUAUUAUUAUUCCUUAUUAUUAUUAUUAUUAUUAUUAUUAUUAUUAUUAUUAUUAUUAUUAUUAUUAUUAUUAUUAUUAUUAUUAUUAUUAUUAUUAUUAUUAUUAUUAUUAUUAUUAUUAUUAUUAUUAUUAUUAUUAUUAUUAUUACUAUUCCAUUAUUAUUAUUUCUAUUCCCACGAAAAAAUCACAGAAAAAAGAUGUAAGCAGAUGAUGCCGAUCACGGAUAUGACCGGAACCCCGUGGACUGGAUCUCCUAGAGGAAACUCAGGUUGA